CGGGCGAACAUCUACCUAAAUCUAUCCAAGGUGUCUCCCGAACUAGCUAGGCUCUCUCGUCUCGCGGCGUUGCUGCCAGCCCGGGCCCGACCCAUCUACCACCGACGCUUUUCCGGGGGUUCGCGACCGAUCUUCAGCAUGCCGUGGCGCAGCUCGGGCCGCUCGAACGCGGAGCUGGUCGAGAACCUGUGGCGCAACGAGCUGAUCACGAGCCCGCGCGUCAAGGAAGCCUUCCUGAGCGUCGACCGCGCGCACUACGCGCCCGCGGAUCCGUACGCCGACAGCCCGCAGCCGAUCGGGCACAAGGCGACCAUCAGCGCGCCGCACAUGCACGCGCAGGCGGUCGAGACGCUCCUGCCGUUCGUGCUGCCGGUCGGCGGCGGCGGCGCAGCGGGGGCGGGGGGGGCGCCGGGGAAGACGAUCGGGCUGGCGGGGCGGCCGCGGCGCGUGCUCGACAUCGGCAGCGGCAGCGGGUACCUGACGCACGUGCUGGCGGAGCUCGCGGGCGCGGACGGCGUCGUCGUCGGGCUCGAGCACAUCCCCGCGCUCAAGGAGCUCGGCGAGCGCAACAUGGCCAAGAGCGCCGAGGGCCGCCGGCUGCUGGCGAGCGGCCGCGCGCGGUUCCGCGUCGGCGACGGCCGCAGGGGCUGGUCGGAGCCGAAGCCGGCCGCGGACAUCCCGGGCGUCGGCGGCCCCGCGGCGGCGAGCGCGGCCGAGUCGAGGCAGAUGCGCGGCGACGCUGCUGCUGCUGCUGCUGCUGCUGCCGCGGCGGGAGCAGGGGCCACGGCCGAGGACGAGGGCGGCUGGGACGCCAUCCACGUCGGCGCCGCCGCGGCGGAGCUCCACGACGAGCUCGUGCGCCAGCUGCGCAGCCCCGGCCGCAUGUUCAUCCCCGUCGCCGAGGACAACGGCUGGGAGCAGUACAUCUGGACCGUGGACAAGGACGAGGACGGCAAGGUCCGCAGGCAGCGCCUCUACGGCGUGCGGUACGUGCCGCUGACGGACGCGCCGGCAGCGGGGAAGGCGGAGUAG
This is a messenger RNA of Durotheca rogersii, 1032 nucleotides long. RefSeq names its product protein-L-isoaspartate O-methyltransferase. The transcript has a single exon. The record is from RefSeq and is a predicted model, not a curated record. Gene Ontology annotation, cellular component: cytoplasm. Lineage: Eukaryota; Fungi; Ascomycota; Sordariomycetes; Xylariales; Xylariaceae. Gene Ontology annotation, molecular function: protein-L-isoaspartate (D-aspartate) O-methyltransferase activity. The annotation marks the transcript as partial. Gene Ontology annotation, biological process: protein modification process.